Aphanomyces astaci is the source of this 1148-nucleotide messenger RNA. RefSeq lists its product as hypothetical. The transcript is spliced from 5 exons. Gene Ontology annotation, biological process: dGTP catabolic process. The record is from RefSeq and is a predicted model, not a curated record. Gene Ontology annotation, cellular component: cytosol. Gene Ontology annotation, molecular function: 8-oxo-7,8-dihydrodeoxyguanosine triphosphate pyrophosphatase activity. Lineage: Eukaryota; Oomycota; Saprolegniomycetes; Saprolegniales; Verrucalvaceae. The coding region runs from base 52 to 987 and encodes 311 amino acids.
CAAUUGAGGAUCUGCUAUUCGCCAGUUCAAUCAAGUCGUCGCUGCCGUGUCAUGGCGUCGUCUUCUGGUCAUGGUCCAUCAAAGAAGCGCCGCACGUUGGCCGAUGCAGACGAGGACGUGCGACUGUACCAGUCCCGUCUCGCAGAAGCCACCAAGAAGAUGAUCGUGUUGGCGAGGGAGAAUGCGCGCAUGAAGGUGCUGUUGCAAAAGUACUUGGACAAGGACGACACGCUGUUGAGCACGUCGCAGAUGACGAUGGGCAGUCAGUUGUCGCAACCGUCUCAGUCGUCGACGACUGUGCUUCCGCCCGUACCCCCACCACCUCUCCACGCGAUCCACGAGUCCAACUCGGAGGACCAAACGUCGUCGUCGUCGUCGUACGCGGUGGGCGACGCGGUCGACAGUUUUGGGGGCAGCAACAGCCAAGACUGCUUCUCGUCUUCGCUGUCAUCGUCCAUGCACGACGAGUUUGUGUUUGACAGCCAACUGAGCCAACUCGACGACGUGGCCAACACAUCGCAUCUCGACGAGAUUUUGAGCUUCUUGGAUCGGCAGGAAGCGUUGGACCACGACAGACUGUUUACGAUGCAAAGUGAAGUGGCGACGUUGCGUGAAUCUGCGACCGUGCCGCGCGUGGGCGUGGGGGUGUUGCUGUACUCGGCGGCGCAUCCUUCGUGUGUCCUCAUCGGCGUGCGGAAGGCGUCCCAUGGCGCCGGCAAAGUGCAACUUCCAGGUGGCCAUUUGGAGUUUGGGGAAAGCUGGGAAGAGUGUGCAGUUCGGGAAGUCAAAGAGGAGACGGACUUGGACAUUGGGGACGUGACAUUUGCCCACUCGACCAACGACAUCAUGCCCGACGAUGACAAGCAUUACAUCACGAUCUUCAUGCAAGCCACGGUGCGCGACGGCCAAGUCCCCGUGCGCAUGGAGCCAGACAAGAUGGGAGUGGCAGCCAUGGGAACACUUGAAGUCGCCGGCGUUCCAAGCUAGACUGUUCAUGCCCCUGCGCCACUUGACGCUCAGUGGAUUCACGCCGCACACUGUUGAACCCUAGUAGUCGUAAUACUACGAUACAUGUGCAACUUUUGAUAUAUGAUCAGGGUAUGGGAAAAGCUAAUUGUAAUUAAAAUACUGGACAAUUAAAAGCGGUC